UUCACUUCCUUUAUCUAACGGCGCUGCUGUCAUUCUGACAGCUCACACCUCCAGCUGAACUAAUACUCCGUAUAUUUACGCCACAAAAUCAAAAGCAGAUGUCUCGGGGCGUGAGAAAGAGGUUUGCUGAAGGUUAUAUCAUCAGUUAGCGCUCUAGAUGGUAUUAUCUGUAGUCGCGCUAGCUUGUUGAAGUAGCUUUGUUUACAUUGCUAGUCCAGAUCCAGCAGGGAGUUGACUACAGUAUAGAAAAGCUUCGGGGCUGUUCAAAUCAUCGCAGAUUUGUCUUGAAAGUGUUGUGUUUUUGCCUGUGCUUCUCUAAACCCUCAGUAUGGGGAUGUGUUUGCCCUGUUUGAGUGGAGCUGAGGAUGAUGUUGUGGUCACGCCAGACCCUGAGACGAGGAGAAAACAGCUAGCAGAGGCUGCAGAGAAGAGACAGAAAGAGACGACAUACCGAGGCAUCAAAGACCCGGAAGCCUUGGAAAGGAAAAAGAAGAAACAGGAAGAGAGCGAGAAACAGACCAUGAGCUCUGCGCCGUCAGGAGGAGGAGGGCUGAAGUGGCAGGUUGGCUAACACAGACUACAGGGAAGACCGCCGCCGUUUCUUCACUGGGGGUCAACCUUCAUCUGCCGAUUUUCAAACACUUUUCUCUUUCUUUCUUAUUUUGAAGUGUACACUAGCCAGGGGAGUUUGCGUAGGGACUAGACAUUUUGCCAAUCAAAGCUCCUAACACUGCAGGCCUUCUGAUUGGCCAGAGUGCACCAGGCCACGCCCAAUUUAAACGCCAAGAAGGAUUAGUUAGAGUGAAUUUUCCAGGACGACGAUGUAUUCUCUUACAAUCGUUCGGUUAAGGCCUCAUUUUCACACGCGCAGCUUUUGUACCGAUGUGCUUUGACAUCAAGAACACUUGAAGGUCAUUUAUUACGCAUUUAUACCACAGUUGAACAUGUUUUAUAUUGGAGUUUGGAGCCGUUUAUAUUUAUGCAUCGCUUGUGUUUUGGGUUUCGUGGUUUGGACUGUGAUAUUUAAGAGUGAGGUACUAGAUGAUGUGGGUUUGCACUUUCACUGCCUGCUGGUUGUACGAUUUGCUGUUCUCAUGAUGCGAUUUGAAUGUGCAUCACUUUAUCUGACCUUAAAGCCUUUCCCUAAGGGCUGUGGUUGUAAUACGUUAAGAAAAUGACACAUAUUUCUGUGUAUGGAUUAUGCAGCUGUGAACCCGAACCAAACUCACAUUGAGAUAUAUUUGCAAAGAAAUGUAUUUUAUCUAUAGGAGCUCUUGAGUAAAGUCUGCGUAAUGCCUUUGAGGCAUUUCUUUUUAGGACAAGUUAUGCUCGUGACCGCUGCCUUUUCAAUGCCUGACAGGGAAACGGAGUCGCAUGGAUCAAUAAUCAGCACAAAUCUUCAUUCAGAUUGAGUUAUUAGCAUAUGUUGUAUUACAAUAAUACAGGUAAUCAAUCAGAGAAAGUAUCGCAGUUGCCUGUGUUAACCAGUAGAGGGCAGUGGUGCACUGUCUGAUCAGGAACUGAUGUAGAAGCACAGACGCACAGUUUCUGCUUUAAUAAAGAGUGUGUGUUGGAUUGCA
Molecule: messenger RNA, 1580 nt
Organism: Danio aesculapii
Lineage: Eukaryota; Metazoa; Chordata; Actinopteri; Cypriniformes; Danionidae
Gene: svip
Product: small VCP interacting protein
Exons: 4
Coding region: 329-571 (80 amino acids)
Biological process (GO): positive regulation of autophagy; negative regulation of retrograde protein transport, ER to cytosol; negative regulation of VCP-NPL4-UFD1 AAA ATPase complex assembly
Cellular component (GO): endoplasmic reticulum membrane
Source: RefSeq, a predicted model, not a curated record